UUGUUGGGAUAAUACAUUGUACAAUUGCAGACAUGAUUUUUGUUGUUCUCUUUGCAAGUUUGAUUUGUUAUGGAAAUAUUGUGCAGUGCCAUAAACACGAGAUAGUUGAAGAUUUACUAAAUGUUAUCUUCAAACUAAAGAAAUAUGGAGGCUUUGGAGGAGGUGAGAAGUCUAUCCCAGCUUUUACAGCAAAUUUGUCGAAGCAUUUUACUCCGCAAAUCAAUCAGAUCAUAAAAUUCGACUCCGUAAAGACAAAUGUUGGUGGGCAUUACUCGCCAAGUACUGGAAUUUUUACGACACCAAGAAACGGACUUUAUAUGAUAUCUGCAACAAUGAGAUCAGAUGGUUCAAAGCACUUGCAUUGUGAGCUAUGGGUCAAUGAUGCUAUGAAAGAAAAACUCUUUGGCACCAAUUAUUCUACGGGAACUAUAAACGCCGUCUUACAAUUAAAAACAGGAGACAAGGUUUUCAUCAAAAAAGACCAGCAUAGUGGAGAAACUAUAGUUGGAGGAGAUUGGUCAAUGUUUUCUGGUUAUUUCAUUGCGGCAUAAAAAGGCCUAAAUUUGUCACCAAUUGAUACCCUUAAGAAUCUUGUAGAU
Molecule: messenger RNA, 599 nt
Organism: Mytilus californianus (California mussel)
Lineage: Eukaryota; Metazoa; Mollusca; Bivalvia; Mytilida; Mytilidae
Product: complement C1q-like protein 3
Exons: 3
Coding region: 33-551 (172 amino acids)
Molecular function (GO): protein binding
Source: RefSeq, a predicted model, not a curated record